CAUCUUUGCACGAACCGGUGAAGUUGCGCGUCUUUCACGUGGAAUCUAACAAGCGGGCGAACAUGAUUGCCGAUAGUUUGCAACGCGUACGGAACCAGUUCCAGGUUGAAACCGGUUUGGAACUAGUUCCUUUCGGUUUUUCGGCCCCCCACGAGAACUAAGCGUAUAGUCGACAUCAGCGAAUAGCACUCCAACCAGAUUACUUGAUGCGAUCACAACGUCGUCGACGCUGAUUUUCACCUGGACGAUAUCAUGGUUAAUAAUAAGGAGUCGAAAGAGAACAAAAUCGACAGUCACAUGGAAGUCAAAGUGGAACCGACCCUUCAGUGUUACGUCGAGGAGGAGCACGAGAACAGCUUUUCAAAUUUGGAGAAUGCCAGCACGAUUCCGUCGAGUGUCGACGUAGGCGCGUUGAACUUGUGGACCAGCAAGGCCACCACCUGCCUGAUCAGCCAGUACAAGAAGUAUCGAUCGUUGGUCGGACAAUCGACGCAGAUCAGGAAUCUACGAGAGAUGUUCGAGAUGAUAUCGCUGGAGAUGCAGAAUUACGGAUUCUACUUUAGUCCGCAGAAAUGCGAGAAUAAAUGGCGGGUUCUCGAGCGCAAGUAUAAAAACCUCGUGCUCCGCGAGCGGCUGAAAAAACCGGGCAGGAUGCGACAUUACGGACAGUGGGAACAUAAACGCGCCUUGGACGAGAUCUUCAAUGAGAAGAGGCAUGUGUACCUAGAGGCGAACGAGUUGCAGCCGUCAAGCGGAUCAUCUAAUCUCUUGAUUCAUCCAAAACCAGGUUGCGAUCAAGGCAGCGACUCGCUUGACGAUCGACAACGCGAAGAUCCUUUAGCCCCCAUGACCAAUAAGAAAGACGGUGAAACAUUGGAACGUAAGGAAAUUUUGACGUCAUUAUUCGAAAAAUUUAUAGAGGAAAUGGCAAAGAAUUUUGCACUGGCUGAAAAGAACAAAGAGAGGCGGCACAAAGAGAAAAUGGCUGUGAGACAUAAGGAAUUGGAACUGAAGAAGCAGCUUCUCAAGCUAAAAGAACAGAAGAUGGAAUUACAAAGAUGCCAAAUGAUUGCUGCCGCACAGAACUUGCGUUUGAAUAUGAAAUGAUGAAUAUGCGUCGCUCGAUUUGCACGGAUAUAAU
Messenger RNA from Trachymyrmex septentrionalis, 1141 nucleotides. RefSeq lists its product as uncharacterized. Bases 253 to 1107 code for a protein of 284 amino acids. The transcript is spliced from 2 exons. NCBI's taxonomy places the organism in Eukaryota, Metazoa, Arthropoda, Insecta, Hymenoptera, Formicidae. The record is from RefSeq and is a predicted model, not a curated record.